This is a messenger RNA of Knipowitschia caucasica, 285 nucleotides long. The record is from the annotation of a GenBank genome assembly. NCBI's taxonomy places the organism in Eukaryota, Metazoa, Chordata, Actinopteri, Gobiiformes, Gobiidae.
AUGGUGGACAGAGCCUUGGGUCCUCAGGCGGCUCGCACUGAUGCAGCCCAUCUGUUCUCAGACAGAGCUGACUCAUCACUCCCCUGUUCACCGCUUCUGCCUUCACACCCCCUUCAUACCCCCCUCCUCCACUCUUGUUAUGAAGACGUCAACGCCGCAUCUCCUGCUGGACACGCAUCACUCAUCCGCACGCACCGCCGGGUCACAGGUCCCUGCUCUCCGCCUCGUCCUCGCACCCCCGCUCGUCUCUCUGUGCCUGAGCCGGUGUUUGGUUCCCGGAGGUGA